Marmota flaviventris (yellow-bellied marmot) is the source of this 3191-nucleotide messenger RNA. It is a transcript of the gene C12H1orf198, whose product is annotated as chromosome 12 C1orf198 homolog. NCBI's taxonomy places the organism in Eukaryota, Metazoa, Chordata, Mammalia, Rodentia, Sciuridae. The record is from RefSeq and is a predicted model, not a curated record.
CAUGGCGUCCAUGGCGGCAGCGAUCGCGGCCUCGCGCUCCGUGGUCAUGAGCGGGAACCGGCCGCUGGACGAGCGGGAGCGGAAACGCUUCACCUAUUUCUCGUCGCUGAGCCCCAUGGCCAGGAAGAUCAUGCAGGACAAAGAGAAGAUCCGCGAGAAGUAUGGGCCCGAGUGGGCGCGGCUGCCGCCCGCGCAGCAGGACGCGAUCAUCGACCGCUGCCUGGUGGGGCCGCGCGCCCCGGCGCCCGCCGACCCGGGGUACCCCGGCGACCCCGAAGACGCCGCGCGCUUCCCCGGCCUGCGCGGGCCCACGGGCCAGAAGGUGGUGCGCUUCGGCGAUGAGGACAUCACCUGGCAGGACGAGCACUCUGCUCCUUUCUCCUGGGAAACUCGGAGCCAAAUGGAGUUCAGCCUCUCCUCCCUGUGCCUCCAGGAGCCGAGCAGUGGCGCUCCCACCAGUGAGCUGAGGCCACUGCCCAAGGUCUCCCAGGGCCCACAGGCCCUCAAGCCCACCCAGGGCAGCAGGUCGUCCAGCCUGGACGCCCUGGGUCCAGCCAGGAAGGAAGAUGAGGCGCCCUUCUGGAAAAUCAAUGCGGAGAGAUCCCGGGAGGGGCCCGAGGCCGGAUUCCAGUCGCUGACCCCCAGCCAGAUCAAGUCCAUGGAGAAGGGGGAGAAGGUCCUGCCUGCCUGUUACCGGCAGGAGCAGUGGGUCCUUCCCAGUGUGAAUGUGGACCGGGAGAGACCACCGCCUGCCCAAGCCACCUCUGGCAUGCUGCCCGAGGACCAACUCUCUGAACCCUUGGGGAAACCACUGUCCCUAGAUACCACACAGGACGAGGACAGCGCUCUGGGUUCAGAGCCCACGCCUACACAGGCUGGCUCCAGCGUCAUCCUGAAGACCGGCUUCGACUUUCUGGACAAUUGGUAAAUGGUGUCGGGCACAGUGCAGCCGGGAGCCGAGGUGUCCAGGGUGCUGUGCCCAGGAAGGGUUUGCAGCCUGUUUCCUGGUUUCACUACUAUUGAUUUUUUGGAAGCUGGUAAAUUUGCCAGUUUUUUCUUCAUUUUGUUAAAACCAGAUAUAUAUGCUAUUUUCAACAAUUUGGUAAUGGAAGUUUUACAUCUGGAAUUUUUAAGGACCAUUAGGAAUUUAGUGGAUCUUGUUAGUAAGCCCUUCCAGCUCUGCCCAUGACCCUCGUCUCAGGAGGCCUCCUCACCAACGUCACCAAGUCCCCACCAAAUCCUGCCUCCUGUUCGUGCCCUCCCUACGCAGCUGGUCUCCUUGGUGGUGGCUGCCACGACCUCGGUCCCUCAUGUUGGCUGCUGCUGUUCCCACAGGAAGAUCUGCCCUCAGGAGCUCCCAGUGCUCACAGCCCCUUGCUGGAGGCACAUCCUGCACCAUGUGCCACCCGCCACCUUGGGUAGCUUCCAGGAAACAGUCCGUCCACACGCGGUGGACAGCGUCCGUGAGCUGCCCAUGGUCACUGAAGUAUCGAUCCUGUUUAACAAGAGCUGCGUGUCUGGAGUCGUGCGCCGACCUCCUGUUAUCCGUACCUAGCUUCAGCAGCUGUGGGCUACCACGUUGCUUGGUUUUGUACCAGUUUCUUUUAGGAAGCUCCCAGCACUUAUGUGACCUGCUACUUGUCCCCAUGCUGCACAUGAGUGGUCGGGGUGGCAGUGCUGCUGGGGCAGAGGCCCCUCUGAUUCACUACUGCUGCUUUCCAGAGGAGACGGGCUGUGGCUGCCCACCCCCAACUGCUCAGGCUGCGUCAAGAUGGGCCCUCCCAGCCCUGACCACAGUAGAGUGGGAGAGGUGGCUGGUGGCCCCAGCAGUAGUGCCCUGGGGCCCCACAGCACCCCAGCAGGGCUUGUCUGGGGCUGGAGCAGAUUCCCGGGCUGUGUGGCAGGAGGGUAGACCCCAGCUGGAGGUCACUGCCCUCACUGUGCCCUGCCCUGUGCUCUGGCAGGAGGCGCCCUGUGCUGUGCCGUGCACACACCACUGCCACUGUGUCCCCUCACCUAAGGCCUUAUUCCCUCGGACCCCUGCCAGCAAGCUUUAGGACCAAAGGGGGGCUUUUAAAAAUACGCUUCCUAGGCCCUUCUGAAGUACUCUCCAGGACAUCAUCUGAUUCCAACUGCCUCCACCCGCAGCAAAGUCUCUGCCAAAGCCAUGGCUAGCAACUGUGCUGGUCCCCACCCUCGCUCUGUGCCCCAGGGCGGGGCGUGGGUUUUACCUCCCUCCUCUGGUCCCUGACUGCAGUGUGGCAGGUAGACAUCCCUCUGUACCACGUGAGCAUUUUUGACGCAUCCCCCACCCCCACCCCCGCCAACUCAGCCCAGCUGGGCACCAGCCCCCUAGGGGCCAGCACUGUCACACAGGGAACCCAGGGCCUCCCCCCUGCCUGUACCUCCGCCUCAGGGUGGCGGCUGAGCUGGAGGCCAGGGUGCUCCUUGCUGUGGGGGUGCUUGCUGGUGUGGGCAGCAGAGAGAGGGCUCCUGCUGGCACGCCUGGUCAGCGAUCUCUCUCCUUGCCAGAAGUCCCCCUUUCUUUCCAACUUUCCUGUGAAUCUCAGCAUUCCGGUCGUCCUCAGAGCUGAGGGGUGGAGCCUCUGAGGACUCCAUGCUCUUGGUCCCUUUGUCUCAGCCUUGCAAGCUCUAGUUACUCUUGGGGGCCAGCCCCCCAUAAGUGAGUGGAAGCCUCAGCAGGGAGUCCUGAGGGGUCUCGUGAUGUUGGCUCUGCCUUCGGGAGAAGUGCAGUCCCCAUCCUGCCUGACGGGUGACCAUCCCCCACAUGGGUGGUCGGUGCAGAGGCGACUUUCCCUCCCCCAGGUUGAAGCUCCCUGUUUCCACGUGCUUCUCCCCCAGACUCCAGGUGGGUCUGUCAAAGAAGGAGCUCAUGAGCACACUCCCCAGCAGAAGCCUGUGUCUGGUCCUGCACCUAGGUCUCUGCUGAGGACCAGCGUCCUGCUCUCACUGCUUUUGCAGAAGCCCUCCAGGACAUCAGAACCAGGGUCAGUGUCACGGGCCUGCUCCUGUCCCUCCGGCCUGGGUGUGGCCCAUGGGGGGAGUGGAGCGGCCUCCCUUUGGUCCUCCUUCCUUUGAUACACAUUUUCAGAGAUGAUGAGUUCUUAUAAUGUGUAACUUGGUUGUAUUUUAUACUAAUUGCCUUUAAUAAAGCCUUUUUAAAAAUGCCA